This is a messenger RNA of Puccinia graminis f. sp. tritici CRL 75-36-700-3, 793 nucleotides long. RefSeq lists its product as uncharacterized. The transcript has 3 exons. NCBI's taxonomy places the organism in Eukaryota, Fungi, Basidiomycota, Pucciniomycetes, Pucciniales, Pucciniaceae. The coding region runs from base 177 to 683 and encodes 168 amino acids. The record is from RefSeq and is a predicted model, not a curated record.
GGGAUGAUGCAUGAUUGUACACACAUGCUUUGCUAUCUAGUUGGCCAUGUGUCUGCUGUGCUUCGUUAUAAUCCACUGAGGCUACAUUCGGGAGCCCUUUCGAAACAAAAAUCGUUCUACUGAUAUUCCUCAUCAAAACCCGACCAUUCACGUGUUACCUGCUGUCUAUUUACGCGAUGUUAAAAAAUCGAGUUAGACUGCUGACACACUUGAUACUCAUUACCACUCUAAGCAGAGAGAAUCUUUGGACGAUUGCGGUUGGAGGCCCGUCUCUCGAGCCUGCGACCAUCCAAGGAUACCAGAGGAAGAGCAUCUGUGCUGCAGAGAAGAAAGGGAAAGAAAUUUUCACAGAAGAAAUUCCCAGCCAAACCGAACCAAGCCUUGCAGCUUCCAUCACUGGUGCGCCAUCCACAUCAUCACCUGGUAACGAAUCUACGGCGAUUAACGUUGAGGAAAAAGACGGAAAGCAGCGCGACUUGGGAGCUGAUCAAGACACAGAAGUUGAAAAAUUAAAAACGUGUCACGGGGCUUGUAUGCCAAAAAAUACAGAAGAAAAAUCAAGCAGUAAAGCCAAAAAGAAGAAGAAGCAAACUGCUCUGAAGCAGGCGGAUAGGAGACGACAGUCUUUGCUUCCCUUGGAGAAUGAUGCUUUACAAGCGCAAGAGAGACCAGCUGGUGGAUAGAGCAAUUCAAGAUGAUUGUGGCAGUCAAAAACUCAUGGAGGGACUUGGUUGUUCAGAUGGCAGUGAAUUGGCAGCCCAAAAGAUUGAUUUGCCAAAAACUUCAAUUCCCA